AUGACGGAUUGGGUAAAUGAAACUUUCCCAAAGGAAUUCAUUCUACUGGGUUUCUCAAACUGGCCUUGGUUGGAGCUGCCCCUCUUUGGAAUCUUGCUGAUCUCCUAUACAUUGAGCAUCUUUGGCAAUGUGGCCAUCAUCCUGGUGUCCUACUUAGACCCCAAACUCCACACACCCAUGUAUUUCUUUCUCACCAAUCUAUCACUCUUAGAUCUUUGCUAUACCACCAGCACAGUUCCCCAAAUGCUGAGAAAUAUUUGUAGUAGAGUGAAGACAAUUAGCUAUGGUGGUUGUGUUGCACAGCUCAUCAUCUUUUUAGCCUUGGGUUCAACUGAGUGUAUUUUGCUGGCUAUCAUGUCCUUUGACCGAUUUGUGGCUAUUUGUCGGCCUCUCCAUUAUCAAGUGAUCAUGCACCAGCGGCUAUGUCUCAAGAUGGCAGCUGCAUGCUGGCUCAGUGGUUUCAGCAACUCUGUGCUGCAGUCAACUUGGACUCUUCUCAUGCCACGAUGUGGCCACUACAAGGUGGACCACUUCUUUUGUGAGGUACCUGCUCUUCUCAAGUUGUCAUGUGUUGACAUAACAGCCAAUGAGGCAGAACUCUUCUUUAUCUGUGUCAUUUUCCUUCUUAUCCCCCUGUCACUGAUCCUUAUCUCCUAUGGCUUCAUUGCCCAAGCAGUAUUGAGGAUGCGGUCAGCUGAAGGGAGGAGGAAGGCAUUUGGGACAUGUGGAUCCCACCUUGUAGUGGUGUCAUUAUUUUAUGGUGCAGCUAUUUAUAUGUAUUUGCAGCCACCUUCAUCCACUUCUGAGAUUUGGGGGAAGAUAGUUUCCCUCUUUUAUGGUAUCAUUACACCUAUGUUAAACCCCCUUAUCUAUACCUUGAGAAACAAGGAUAUGAAAGGAGCCUUCAAAGGAUUGGUAAAAAGAUUAUUUUUGUUUAAGAUGUGA
This is a messenger RNA of Vombatus ursinus (common wombat), 945 nucleotides long. Its product is annotated as olfactory receptor 2B2-like. Gene Ontology annotation, cellular component: membrane. Bases 1 to 945 code for a protein of 314 amino acids. Gene Ontology annotation, biological process: G protein-coupled receptor signaling pathway. Gene Ontology annotation, molecular function: olfactory receptor activity; G protein-coupled receptor activity. The transcript has a single exon. The record is from RefSeq and is a predicted model, not a curated record. NCBI's taxonomy places the organism in Eukaryota, Metazoa, Chordata, Mammalia, Diprotodontia, Vombatidae.